CCACUUUCCAUCGCCCACCUGAUCGUCCAUCCACUCUCUCUUACUUCUUGUCUCUACUCCACCGUCCCAUCUCACCAUGUCCCCUCCCACCGCCGAGCUCGCUGGCCUCUCCAUCUCCUCCAAGAAGACCGGGCCGGGCGGCAAGCCGCUAGUCAACGCCGCCGUCGUCGGCGAGUGGCAUGACGCCAAAGCCGCAUACACCGGGCCCAAGCUGAGCCGGCGGACGUGGGAGAACGAGCACUUUGCCGGCUCCGAGGGCCUUGAUUUUGUGUUCCGCAUCACGUACGAUGACGAAGCGAACCCCUCAGGCAUGAUCAAUCUGGGCAUGGCCGAGAACACCAUGCUCACGAAGGACUAUCUUGAGUAUUAUGCCAAGGUGUUUUCAAAGGCGCUCCGGCCAAACGACUUUACGUAUGGCACACAGGCCAGCGCGAGCAAGCGCUUCCACACGGCGGUCGCGGACAUGUGGAACGAGAACUUUACCCCGCUAACUCCCGUGCAGCCGGACGACAUUGCGACGGCGCCUGGGGCUACUGGUGCUUUGGACCAGCUGUUCAGCGUACUCGGUGACGCAGGGGAUGCUGUUCUCAUUGCUGCGCCUCACUACAAUGGCUUCGACGCCAACAUGGUCGUGCGCUCCGGCGCGCGCAUCGUUCAUGUAUACGGCCCAGAGCCCGACAUCGCGUUCACCACCCCCGGCGCCGAGAUCGCCGCGUUUGAGAAGGCCAUGGAGGACUGCAAGGCGAAGGGCAUUAACGUCCGGGCCGUCCUCCUCUGCUCUCCCCAAAACCCAUGGGGUCGGACGUACUCGAAGGAAGUACUGCUCGACUAUGCACUCUUCGCGGAGAAGCACGACAUCCACCUCAUCUCGGACGAGAUCUAUGCCCUAAGCGUGUGGGAUAAUCCGAAAAUCCCCAACUCGCCACCGUUCAUCUCCAUGCUCUCGCUCGACGUCGAGAAGGAGACAGGGAAGAGAUUUGACAAGUCGAGGUUGCACAUCGUAUACAGCUUCAGCAAGGACUUCGGGUGCAACGGCUUCCGCCUCGGCGUCAUAAUCAGCCAGCACAACCCGCUUGUGAUCCGUGGAUUGCUGCACAUCAGCUUCGUCGCGAAGCUCGGAUCCAUUGGCGACGCGCUGAUAUCCCACCUGAUCAACGACAAGCCGACGUUCAAGGAGCUUGUGGCCAAGAAUGUUGACGCGCUGCGCGACUCGUCGGAGAAAAUGGCCGCGUUCUGCGAGAAGCAGGGCUGGAAGCCAGUGCCGGUCAACUCUGGACACUUCAUGAUGGUGGACGCAAGCAACCUCGGAUUCAAGACGAUGGAGGAGGAGAAAGACUUUGGGCGGCACUGCAUCGAGUUUGGUGUUGGAGUGGGGCUGGGGCAGUCGUACCACGCUCGGACGCCAGGAUGGCUGCGCCUUACGCACACGUAUGCUCCAGACAGGCUGGAUCUUGCGCUGGAGAGGCUGGGCAAGGCUGUGGAGGCUUGGCGGUCGCGAGGGCUUAGGGAGUAGUGCAAGAGAUGGAUUCAGUAAUGCUAGCAAGGCGGGAGCUGUUCUUGCCUCAUGCUGAUGGAUCUGCUGCGCGC
Messenger RNA from Cutaneotrichosporon oleaginosum, 1587 nucleotides. RefSeq lists its product as uncharacterized. NCBI's taxonomy places the organism in Eukaryota, Fungi, Basidiomycota, Tremellomycetes, Trichosporonales, Trichosporonaceae. The record is from RefSeq and is a predicted model, not a curated record. Gene Ontology annotation, molecular function: pyridoxal phosphate binding; transaminase activity. Gene Ontology annotation, biological process: biosynthetic process; amino acid metabolic process.